AUGGAUGAAUGGAUGGAUGGAUGGAUGCCGUUAAGCGAUUCCGACCUCAGCAAUUCCAGCAUCAGUGAACAAGCGCCAGUGCUGAGAAUUUUUGAAACUGACGAUUUACCAUUGCAUUGUGGCGAUUUCACAUUACAGCACGCAAUUAUGGUACGAUCGAGGCAGCUAUCCGAAAUAGCAGGCCUAAUAGAUGAAUCAACCUCGGAUCAACCAACACUGAAACGUUUCUCACGUUGCAAUCAAUCGAUGCAUUCUCGACCAUCCUCACAUAUGUGUGACUUAGAGCCUGGUUCUUCUUAUCAACAACAACAACAACAACAGCAACAACCGAAUACGUGUUCCAAAGUUAGUAGUCGAUUGAAAACGGGAUUAUUCUUCAAUGGAAAUUGGACAUUACGCGGUAAAAAGGAGCAGAAAAUGCGACCAUCUAUACAUGACAUAACUGUCGUACAAACUGAAAAAUUGUCACCGAAUUUAGCAGCAGCGAAAUCGCCAUCAGCUAAAACAUUGAAAACGAGCUACCCAUCACCAUUUCAACAACACUAUCAAAAUCAUCAGUAUAUUCGUGGAAACAGUCCAGGAUCAUCGAAUCAUAAUGACCAUCUUUCCUCAAUAAAUGACCAUCGAAUAUCGUCAACAUCUUCUCAUCUUAAAAAUUUCACAUCAGAUAAAUAUCACUCUGAUUUGGUAAGAAGAACACCAGCAGAAGUAGUUCAAAGAGCAGUAGUUACAUCACGAUACGCCUGGCCUUCCGAAAAUUUUACUCAGCUUUCGACAACAAAUCCUUCCAUAGCAAUUGGACAACCUGAAUAUAUCAUUCCAGUUAAACGAACAAUUUUCAACGGUUUAAUAUUUCUAACUAAAGUUUUCAUAGUCUAA
Molecule: messenger RNA, 879 nt
Organism: Cercopithifilaria johnstoni
Lineage: Eukaryota; Metazoa; Nematoda; Chromadorea; Rhabditida; Onchocercidae
Source: the annotation of a GenBank genome assembly